Molecule: messenger RNA, 6253 nt
Organism: Brachypodium distachyon (stiff brome)
Lineage: Eukaryota; Viridiplantae; Streptophyta; Magnoliopsida; Poales; Poaceae
Exons: 12
Coding region: 357-5069 (1570 amino acids)
Biological process (GO): telomere maintenance; DNA repair
Molecular function (GO): DNA helicase activity
Source: RefSeq, a predicted model, not a curated record
AAGAAUAUUAUGCCCGAAAUAGAGAUGCUAUACGGAGGAGGCGGCAUGAAGCCCUUGAGAAGAAACAAGCUUCAGCUGCUAUGCUCAAGGACACGGAAAUGUCACCACAUACACCCAUGUCCAAGGCCGAAGACCUGUUCCUACAGGUGAGUCUCAUGGAAAGCACACCCCAGUUCAGGACAUCGGCACCAACCACAACUCAGGUAGCUGUCAGUGAUUCAACUCACUGGACUUGCUGAGAUACUAAUUGUAUUAUUUAUGAGGACCCAAAUGAAUUAAAGAGGCAGAGGGAGAGGCAGCGAUAUUCAGAAAAUAGAGACGACAUCUUAAAGAAUAAGCGGCUAGCCUACAGUGAUAUGAAUGUCCAACAAUCUGACACAAGAACAACUCAGGUCCCAUACCAUGAUCCUAAAGAGAGGAGAAGACAGAGGGACAGGGAGAGGUAUGCACUAAAUAGAUAUGAAAUAUUAAAUCGACGUCAUCAAGCGCAUGAGAACAAAGAGAGCCCGGCUGCGCUCAACCAUUUCGAAAACAUUGUGACACAUACACCAGCUAUAGGACAAUCAGUUCUCACCCAACUGCAACAAAUUCGUGCUGCAGGCAUGUCAAAGGUACCAAACUCAUCUCAACCACAUGAUACAAUCAUGCACGACAAGGAGAAUAUAAAUUGCCACGAGGAGGCCAGUUGGUUGCACAGGAAUGACGCAUACCAGAUACAAGAGAUUUCAGGACGAAGGAGGGCUGUUCUUAUGCCUUCUAGACAGAACCAGCAAAACAAGUGCACCGUAAUACGAGAUAGUACACAAGGGCUUUUAACACAAUUGAUAGAGGUUCAAACACCUCAGCUGAACCAAGAAAGCGACAAGAGGCGAGGAAUGGAAGAGUCCCCAGAUUCGGGGCAACCAGACAAUAAUGAAAGAAAUGAUGAAACAGACGAUGUAUAUGGAAUAUUUGAGCCUGCUGGACACUCAUCAGACUUAGAAGAACCUAAUGAGGGCAAUGAUUCAGACGAUGAUGACAUUGAGGAUGAAGAAACAUUAUUCAGGGAACAUGUUGAGUAUGAAUCGGUCCGAGACAAACGUCAGGCUGCUGGUGGAAUACCGGAGCAUGAUAGCUAUGAUAGUGUCUACCGAGAUCUACCCAGAGAACACCAUGUCCUCAGAAAAGUCAGAGACUGCGGCCAUUGUGAAGCAACAAGGUUUCAGUACGAGGGGCCUGCAUUUUGUUGUAGAAAAGGAAAAAUCCGUGUAUUCAUUCCAGAUGUCCCUGAAGAGUUGAAGCGGUUAUGGACCAGUCAGGACGACGACGAUGCUAAGUAUUUCCGAGAGAAUAUCCGGUAUUUCAACUCGCACUUCUCAUUCACAAGUCUUGGAGUUACACUUGACCGCCGAGUCAGCACUGCGGCAGGGACCGGCAUAUUUACAUUCCGUGCACAUGGCAUGCUGUACCACAAAGUGGACGAUUUGGUGCCUACCGGAAAUGGACCACGGCAUUUGCAGCUUUACAUUUAUGAUGGUGAUCAAACGUUGUCUCACAGGAUCCAGAGGUCACCUGAUCUUAAUGUAGACCUCAUUCAGAAAAUUCUGAGUAUACUUGAGCACAACCCUUAUGUGCAUACUUUCAAGACCGUCGGGUCGUUCUCAAAUCUAGAUGAGUACAAGAUUGAGCUGAACACAAAUAUAACCUUGGAUCAGCGUCGGUACAAUGCACCCACGACUUCUGAAGUGGCUGCGAUUUGGGUUGAAGGGAACGACCCGACGAAAGUCUUUGAUAGGAGCGUUGUUGUGCAUGCAAAAGGAGGAGGACGUCCUCUAUAUAUUAGAGCAUACUAUGGGUGCUAUGAUCCCUUAGCAUACCCAUUGUUUUUCCCGGGUGGGGAGACCGGUUGGAAUCGUAAGAUGCCAUAUUUUGAAGAAACUAAUCGCACUCUAGAACAUUUGGUGGACAAUUCUGAUUUACCGACAGGUAUUUACCAAGCCACUAAUUUACCCCAGCAACAUGAAGAUCAUGCUACUGAUUCUGCACGACACAAUGACCAGGCCACUGAUUUACCUCAUGAAGACCAUACUCCUGACACUGUUUUACCAACAGAUGACAUGGACGGCGAUGAAGAUGAGGAUCCCUGCGAUGCAGAGGAGUCCAAGAAAUUUGUUAGUGCAAGGGAGUACUACUGCUACAAGCUGCAAGUUCGUAAGAAGCUUUUUAAUAUCAUUUUGUUCGGGGGGCGCCUUUUCCAACAAUGGGCUGUGGACAUGUACAUAAAGAUUGAGACUAUGAGGCUAGACUGGUACUCUAAGCCUAGCAACCAAAAGAUUAUACGAGCUGACCUUUACCAGGGUCUGGUUGACACCAUCGCAGCUGGCGAGGCACGCGGUGAUCGCAUCGGGAAGAGAAUCGUGCUUCCACGCAGCUUUCCUGGCGGUGACCGAGACAUGCAACGGAGGUUCCUUGAUGCAAUGGCCAUAGUUCAUCGGUGGGGCAAACCGGACUAUUUUAUCACGAUGACUUGCAACCCAUACUGGGAGGAGAUAACAACCGAACUAUUACCCGGUCAACUGCCACAAGACCGUCCUGACCUGGUGGCCAGAGUUUAUAGGGCUAAGCAACGACAUUUGAUGGACUUAUUGACCAAGCAAAAACAUUUUGGAGAAGUUGCGGCCUACGUUCAUGUCACAGAGUUUCAGAAAAGAGGUCUCCCGCACGAGCACAUACUUCUGAUCAUGAAAGCACGGAGCAAGUUAAACACGCCAGAUGACUACGAUAAGGUCAUAUCGGCACAGAUACCAGACAAAGAUAAGUAUCCUGUUCUUCAUGAUCUGGUGAUCAGACACAUGUUGCACGGGCCUUGCGAUGAGUUGAGGAAAAGUUGUGCAUGCAUGAUUGAUGGUCAGUGCCGUUUUCACUACCCUCGACAGUUUUGCCCCGCCACACAGCAAGGGAAGGACUCAUAUCCCAUCUACAGAAGGAGGGACGAUGGGCAGAGAGUUCAGAUCAGAGGCGCAUAUUUGGACAAUAGAUGGGUUGUCCCUUACAACCCGUCUCUUCUCAUGCGAUACAACUGCCACAUUAACGUCGAAGCUUGCUCGAGCAUCAAGGCAGUUAAGUACCUGUUCAAGUACAUCUACAAAGGGCAUGAUCGGACAUCCUUUGCAUUCGAGCAAGAACUCAUCAACGGCGGGGAAAUCACCAAUGAGAUUCGUCAAUACAGGGACGCCCGCUAUGUAUCUCCUCCAGAGGCUAUUUAUAGGAUUUUCGGUUUUCACAUGUUUGGUGUCAGUCCAUCUGUUCUGCAGCUCCAGCUUCAUUUGCCAAACAUGCAUACCGUCGCCUUCAAAGCCGGUGAAAGCCUAGAAGAUGUCGUCACUCGGCCAACUUCUGCCAAAUCCAUGCUUACAGAAUACUUUGAGAUGAACGCGAAAAAUCAGGAGGGACAAAAAUGGUUGUACAGGGAGUUUCCAGAACACUAUAGGUGGAUUUCCGGCACUAAGAAGUGGCAGAAGAGGAGAAACAAGAGGUAUCAGAUUGGAAGACUUGUGUAUGCGCACCCUGCCGAAGGAGAGAGGUACUACUUGCGAGUGCUCCUCAGCCAUGUCCGAGGUGCCACUUCAUUUGACGAUCUGAAAACAGCAAAUGGCAGGCUGUGCGGUACCUUCAGAGAGGCGUGUGAGCAAUUAGGCCUCAUUGAGCAUGACAGGUCACUUGAUGAUUGCAGGACCGAGGCUGCCACAUUUCAGAUGCCGUGUGCUCUUAGGCGGUUGUUUGCCACUAUAUUGGUAUUCUGCGAGGCAACAGAAAUCCGUCAGUUGUGGGACAAACAUCUGUCAUCGAUGUCUGAAGAUUACCGCCGGACACAACCCAAUGAGGCAGAACUUGAGCAGAUGGUCCUAAGGGACAUAAGAGAUCUGGUGCAAUCCAUGGGAAAGGAUAUCAAGAGCUACGAGCUUUCGGAAAUUGCAGAGACAGAUGGUUCUCUUGAUGUUGAGUUUAGAGAGGUAGCAGAGGAGAGGCAAGUCGGCGUGGACCAAGAACACCUAGAUCUUGAAAGCCGCUUGAACAACGAGCAGUUGGCUGGGUUCAACGACAUCAUGGAUCAUGUGACCAGCCAAAAAAGCCAAGUAUUCUUUGUUGAUGGUCCGGGAGGUACUGGGAAGACAUACUUGUACAAAGCCUUGCUUGCAAAGGUGCGGUCCAUGGGUCUGAUAGCGAUUGCAACUGCUACAUCGGGUAUAGCCGCGUCGAUAAUGCCUGGAGGGCGGACUGCACACUCUAGGUUCAAAAUUCCAAUCAAGCUCACUGGCUACAGCAUGUGUGGUUUCACAAAGCAGAGUGGGACAGCAGACUUGCUUAGACGGGCAUCCUUGAUAAUUUGGGACGAAGUCGCCAUGACAAAGCGUCAAGCAGUGGAGACGCUUGAUAGAUCUUUGCAAGACAUAAUGGAAUGUCCUUUGCCGUUUGGGGGAAAGGUUGUCGUCUUUGGUGGAGAUUUCAGGCAGGUCCUUCCCGUCGUGACACGGGGGACAAGAGCACAAAUCACGGAUGCCGCACUGUUGAGAUCCCAUCUAUGGGAGAACAUCCGCAAGAUAAGGCUCACGCGCAAUAUGCGGGCACAGGAUGGCCCUUGGUUCUCCGAAUACCUCCUCAGGAUAGGGAAUGGGACAGAAGAGACAAUUGGCGAUGACUACAUCCGUCUCCCUGACGACAUUGUCAUUGGUUAUACCGAGGAUGACCGAGCAAUUAAUAGACUCAUCGAACAAGUCUUCCCAUCGUUGCAUGCCAAUGCUAGGUCGAGAGAGUACAUGAGCACACAUGCAAUUCUUUCAACAAAGAACGAGCAUGUGGAUGAGCUGAAUGCAAAGAUGAUCUCCAGGUUCCCGGGCGAAGAGAAGGUAUACCAUAGCUUCGACUCUAUCGAGGAUGACCUGCAGAAUAAUUACACCAUCGACUUUCUAAACUCGAUCACGCCUAAUGGCUUGCCCCCGCAUGUGUUGAGAGUAAAGGACAACUGCCCGGUCAUUCUCCUCCGUAACCUCGACCUCAUAAUGGCCUAUGCAAUGGAACACGGCUUAUGAUCAGAGCCUUCCAAGAUAAUGCAAUCGAUGCAGAGAUUGUUGGUGGACAGCAUGCUGGAAAGAGGGUGUUCAUACCAAGGAUCCCUAUGUCUCCAUCGGAGGACAUCUCGCUUCCCUUCAAGCUUAAAAGAAAGCAGUUCCCCAUCCGCUUGAGUUUUGCGAUGACCAUAAACAAGGCACAGGGUCAGACCAUACCCAACGUCGGCAUUUACCUUCCCGAGCCCGUGUUCUCGCAUGGACAGCUAUAUGUUGCAUUGUCAAGGGGCGUGUCGAGAAGCACGACACGGAUUUUGGCCAAGCCGAACAAGGAGGUUGAUAAGUCUGGGAAGAGCACCAAGAACAUUGUCUACAGAGAUGUUUUAGAGGGAUGUGGGCAGGUAAGGUGACAUGCUGGGCUUCAGGAAGCCUGCAAUUAUUAUUUUUGGGCGUGUGCCUCUGCACCCUGCAGCAGUUGCUGCUCAAAUAUGGGGUUAGUUGUUGUCCCAAUUUACACUAGAGCUGUAGCUGUGAUACCAGGUGUUGAGAUGAUUCCCAAAUUGUACAAAUCUGUUGACCUGAAGAAUGGUUCCUUACAACCAUUCUGGGUGGUCUCAUGCAGAUUCUUUUAACCUUGUUGUUGUGUCAGAUGCUUUGGAUUAUCUGACCCCAAGGUAUCUGAACAAAACACUUCCUGAUUUAGCAAGGGUCUCCACAGAUGGCCUUGUUAUAUUUACUGGUGAUAAAGGCCAAAAAGAAGAAGGCUGGGCUGUGCACAAAAGAUAACAGGAGAUUAUUGCUUAUUGGCUGGAUCACCUGCUGAUGCUAAUGCACAUUACACCACGGCUAUAGAUCUUGCAAGAUUGACAGGAGACGUUUUCUGGCAUGCUGGAGCCCUUGAAGGUAUUGUCUGCGCAUUGGUGGUGAGUGUUCAUGUCAACCUAUGGAGUUUUGGGAUGGAGAACAUUCUGGUUAUGCAAUAGUUCUUCGCAUUGACAGUUUGCAUUCAAUAGUGCCAUUGGAACUGCUUCUCUUCUAUCUUUUCAUGUACUGGGACUGGAUUUCUAAGACUGCAUGUAAUAAUUGCCUGAAGUAUUGAAUUGUGGUUGUACUAAGACUGCAUGUAAUAAGACUGAUUGUACUAAUACAUGUAAUAUUUCAACAAGUAAUAUGGGUCGGAUGAGGAAGUGAUAUAAUUCCACGAUGUA